Jatropha curcas is the source of this 1695-nucleotide messenger RNA. RefSeq names its product DNA/RNA-binding protein Kin17, conserved region. Gene Ontology annotation, biological process: DNA replication; DNA damage response. Lineage: Eukaryota; Viridiplantae; Streptophyta; Magnoliopsida; Malpighiales; Euphorbiaceae. The record is from RefSeq and is a predicted model, not a curated record. Gene Ontology annotation, cellular component: nucleus. Gene Ontology annotation, molecular function: double-stranded DNA binding.
UUAAGACGGGAGCAAAAACACGACGACGUAGGGUUUUCAAAGAAAUUCGGUCUUCCAAUACCGAAACUUAUUUUUUCUUUCCUCAAUCAAGCAAUCGCUCAUCAUCAUCGUCGUCGCUUUCUCUUCUUGGUUUAUUGCCUCUUAUCCAAUCUCCAGAGAUUGAAUCAACGAGCGGCCAUCUCCGCAACUCUGUGGCUCGCAAUUCGCAACUCUGUAAAUAAGAUACUCCUCUCCCUCUGCGAUUAAGUUGUCAUUAAUCCCAAAUGGGCAAGAACGAUUUUCUCACGCCAAAAGCAAUCGCUAACAGAAUCAAAGCGAAAGGUCUCCAAAAGCUCAGAUGGUACUGUCAGAUGUGCCAGAAGCAGUGCCGCGAUGAGAACGGCUUCAAAUGCCAUUGUAUGAGUGAGAGCCAUCAACGUCAGAUGCAAAUCUUCGGUGAAAACCCUCACCGGAUUGUCGAGGGUUAUUCCGAGGAGUUCGAAAACACCUUCCUUGACAUGAUGCGGCGGAGCCACCGCUUUUCCCGUGUUGCUGCCACCGUCGUUUACAAUGAGUAUAUUCAUGAUAGGCAUCAUGUACAUAUGAACUCAACACAGUGGGCUACUUUGACUGAGUUUGUUAAGUACUUAGGUCGAACAGGUAAGUGUAAAGUUGAGGAGACGCCAAAAGGGUGGUUUAUUACUUAUAUUGAUAGGGAUUCAGAGACUAUUUUUAAGGAAAAAAUGAAGAAUAAAAGACUUAGAGCUGAUUUAGCUGAGGAGGAGAAGCAAGAAAGGGAAAUACAGAAACAGAUUGAGAAGGCUGAGCAAUUAUUGACAAAUGUUAGAAAUGUGGAUUCUGAGAAGGAAAAUAAUGAAGUAACAAUGGAGCCAGCUUCAAAAGAGUUAAAAAUGGAUGGUGGGGUUAAGAUUGGAUUUGUUCUUGGUUCAAAAACUAAUGUUAGUAAAGAAAAAGGAGAGACUUCUACUAGAUUGGUUUUUGAAGAAAAUGAAGAGAAGGAAAGGAAGAAUGCAAAAAAUAAAGAAAAUGGUAAUUUAGGUAAGAGUGGGAAAUCAGCAUUGGAGGAAUUGAUGAAAGAGGAAGAGAAGGCAAAGGAGAGGAGUAAUCGGAAGGAUUACUGGCUUUGUGAAGGGAUUAUCGUAAAGGUGAUGAGUAAGACAUUGGCAGAGAAAGGCUACUAUAAGCAGAAAGGAGUCGUGAGGAAAGUGAUUGACAAGUAUGUAGGGGAAAUUGAAAUGCUUGAGAAUAAGCAUGUAUUGAGAGUUGAUCAAGAAGAGCUCGAGACUGUUAUUCCACAGAUAGGGGGUCUUGUGAGGAUAAUUAAUGGAGCAUAUAGAGGAUCGAAUGCGAGGUUGUUGGGAGUGGAUACAGAGAAGUUUUGUGCCAAGGUGCAACUAGAGAAGGGGAUUUAUGAUGGACGAGUGCUCAAAGCUGUUGAGUAUGAGGACAUUUGCAAACUUGCUUAGUGAGUUUGAUUAUUAAAUGUUACUUUGGUAUCAGAAAUAUUCUUAGCUUUGUUGUUGUUCCUCAAAAUUUUUGAUCAUUUCUAGAAUCUCUGCUGAUGCAUCCUUUUAUCGUGUUGUAUCCUUCUAUUCUUGAUCAAUGAUCUAGAAACUGUUUAUAAAAGGACAUGAUUUGAGAAAGUCCUCUUAAGAGUUCAUUUAAUAUCACAUAGCUGUUGUGAGUUUGAUUCAA